CCACUCCGUGGCAGCUUGGGGGGAAACCCCGGCCAUGGUUGUUUGCCCCCCUCCCACGGUGUUCCUUGGUUCUGUCCAUCACACCUCGGUGGGACCGUCGGCCAUUUGGGGAGGAUGCCGCUAGGCUCCGAGGAAGGCGGAGUGGGUGGUACCAUUAUGGCAAAAGGGGGGGGAGCUGCCGGAAAACGGCUCUUCGGUGCUGCUCGCUAGGUAGCUCCACUCACCCCACCCGCGAAGACGGCCGUGCUCUGUUGGGGGCUGUUUCGUGUGACACGAAGGAACCUGCAAUAGACCCCGAACAAGGGCCCCUGGCUAAAACACCCCCUUUCCUCGUGGAAUGGUGCCGCCUGUCCUUUGUGUAAACGGGGCGCAAGGCGAAACCACUCGCCCUCGGCAGGGGUGGCUGUGAAGGCAAGAAGGAGCGACCAUGAGCGACGGUGACAAGAACCCCGCCAGCACCCCGACGCCGGUCACGGACGCGCACGGCGACGGGCGGUGGCUCUCCCUGCAUCAUCGCUUUAUUGCUGACAGCAAAGACAAGGAGCCGGAGGUGGUCUUCAUCGGCGAUUCUUUGGUGCAGUUGCUACACCAGUUUGAGAUCUGGAGGGAGCUUUUCUCUCCUUUGCACGCUCUCAACUUUGGCAUCGGAGGCGAUGCCACCCAGCACGUGCUCUGGCGUUUGCAGAAUGGGGAGCUACAGCACAUCCGACCAAAGAUCGUGGUCGUCUGGGUGGGCACAAAUAACCACGGGCACACGGCCGAGCAGGUGGCUGGUGGCAUCGAAGCGAUCGUACGCGUCAUCAAUCAGCAACAACCGCAGGCCCGAGUGGUUGUGUUGGGCCUGCUACCCCGAGGCAAGAACCCCAACCCCCUGCGAGAGAAAAACCAGAGAGUGAACGAAUUGCUGGAGGACAAAAUGCCGCAGCUCCCAAACGCCUCCUUCCUCGACGCUGACCCGGGCUUCGUGCAUUCGGACGGGACCAUCAGUCACCACGACAUGUACGACUACCUCCACCUGACCCGCCACGGGUAUGCGAGGCUCUGCCCGGGGCUGCACCGCCUGCUGCUGUGCCUGCUGGGAGAGUGCCAUGCCCAGGCGCCUUGACGGGCGGACGGAUGGACAGGCGAGGAGGCCAAGAUCAGCCCCAUGUUCUGGGCUAGGCGACGGGGAGGGGAGGGGGGCCACCCUGACCAGGAACCAGAAUGCCGUCUCCUUCUUCCCCCCCCCCCCCAUGGGAUAGGCAGCAAAUAGCGCUUCUUCUGCCGCCCCUCGCCUUCCGAAUAUCUUCCCCUACCAGCAGGGAUCUCCAUGAAGACUGUUCAGUGGCUGUGGGGGUUAAAAGCAGCCUGAGGGGAAUUGAGAAAUCCCUGCCUAAAAUUUAAAAAAAGGGGGGGGGCACCACAACAUGUUUAAUGUGAAUCUGCCCAAGUUUAUGUAAUAAAAUGUUGUACAUUG
This is a messenger RNA of Pogona vitticeps (central bearded dragon), 1456 nucleotides long. RefSeq names its product platelet activating factor acetylhydrolase 1b catalytic subunit 3 (gene PAFAH1B3). Gene Ontology annotation, cellular component: cytoplasm. Gene Ontology annotation, molecular function: platelet-activating factor acetyltransferase activity. Lineage: Eukaryota; Metazoa; Chordata; Lepidosauria; Squamata; Agamidae. The record is from RefSeq and is a predicted model, not a curated record.